Molecule: messenger RNA, 2278 nt
Organism: Telopea speciosissima
Lineage: Eukaryota; Viridiplantae; Streptophyta; Magnoliopsida; Proteales; Proteaceae
Product: protein CELLULOSE SYNTHASE INTERACTIVE 1-like
Exons: 3
Coding region: 394-2076 (560 amino acids)
Molecular function (GO): protein binding
Source: RefSeq, a predicted model, not a curated record
UUCUUCUGUUAUUCGUUGUUUUCUUUUUCUUACCCCCUUUUUUUCGAACUAGGGAUUCGACCGUUUGAUGUCUUCUGCAUUUUGGGUUGCAAAAUAGUUAUCUUGUGUGUUCCUGUUGCUUACUGAGUAGAAGGCAAGUCCCCUGUUUUAUGAUCGAAAGAGAUAAAGAUCAAAGAGGGUUGAAGAUCAAGCUAUUGGGUUGCUUCUCAAAGGAAAAAAAACAGUUCUUGCGUCCCUAAAGGUUGAUCUUUGAAGCUACUUACUAGACUUUCUUUUCCCAUUAUUCCUGUUUCAGUCACAGAACAACGGUGGAAGGGUCAUUCUCUUUGGAUGUUGAGGAAGAAAAGCCAUUUUAGGUACUGUAAUCUAUAGGUUGCUACCCAGAUAGAGAUCAUGGUGGAAGAGGGAGGGGGAGAGGUUUUGGUAGACACCCGUCCAGCUGAAGAGUGGUUAUCGCGUGCCCAAGAACUUGUGCCUAUAGCGCUUCAGAAAGCAAGGGAAACUAAAGGGUUCCCAGGUCGAUGGAAGAUGAUGAUUUCCAAACUUGAGCAGAUUCCUUCUCGUUUAUCAGACUUGUCAAGUCAUCCUUGCUUCUCAAAGAAUGCUCUCUGCAAAGAGCAAUUACAGGCUGUGUGCAAGACACUGGGUGAAGCAAUUGAAUUGGCAGAGUUGUGCGUGGAAGAGAAAUAUGGGGGAAAGCUUCGGAUGCAGAGUGAUCUUGAUGCAUUGUCUGGCAAGUUGGAUUUAAAUUUACGGGAUUGUGAUCUGCUGAUCAAGACUGGAGUGCUUGGGGAGGCCACCUUGCCUUUGGCUGUGGCCCGUUCAUCCGCAGAACCAGAGGCUUCCACGAAUUCAAAUAUACGAGAAUUGCUGGCCCGGCUUCAAAUUGGGCACCUUGAGGCAAAGCACAAGGCACUGGACAGUCUUGUUGAAGUCAUGAAGGAAGAUGAGAAGACUCUGUUGGCUGUGCUGGGCCGGAGAAAUAUCUCAGCUUUAGUCCUAUUGCUCACGGCAACUUCGCCUAGAAUUCGGGAGAAAACAGUCACAGUCAUCUGCUCACUUGCAGAGUCAGGGAGUUGUGAAAAUAUGCUUGUUUCUGAAGGUGUGCUUCCUCCUAUGAUCAGGUUGGUUGAAUCUGGAAGCGCAGUGGGAAAAGAGAAGGCCAUAAUUUCGCUCCAGAGGUUGUCAAUGUCUGCAGAAACAGCUCGGUCCAUUGUUGGGCAUGGUGGAGUUUGUCCUUUAAUUGAGAUCUGUCGCACAGGGGAGUCGGUUUCACAGUCUGCUGCUGCUGGUACCCUGAAGAAUUUGUCGGCUGUGCCAGAGGUGAGACAAAUUCUAGCUGAAGAGGGUAUUGUCAAGGUCAUGAUCAAUCUCCUUGAUUGUGGGAUAUUGUUGGGUGCUAAAGAGUAUGCUGCCGAGUGCUUGCAGAAUCUCACUGCUAGCAAUGACAUUCUUAGAAGGUCUGUUAUCUCAGAAGGUGGAGUUCGGAGUUUGUUGGUUUACCUUGAUGGUCCAUUGCCCCAAGAAUCUGCAGUGGGUGCAUUGCGGAAUCUGGUGGGUUCAGUUUCCAUGGAAGUCCUUCUUUCGCUUGGUCUUCUUCCUCGAUUGGUUCAUGUGCUUAAAGGUGGAUCCAUUGGUGCACAGCAAGCAGCUGCAUCUGCCAUUUGUAAGGUUUGCGGCUCAACACAAAUGAAGAGAUUGGUUGGUGAAGCUGGGUGUAUUCCUUUGCUUAUCAUUCUGCUUGAGGCUAAAAGAAACAGUGCAAGAGAGGUUGCUGCCCAAGCAAUCUCAAGCUUAAUGACUCUUUUGCAGAACUGCAGAGAAGUCAAAAGGGAUGAGAAGAGUGUUCCAAAUCUGGUCCGGUUGCUUGACCCAAUUCCUCAGAACACAGCUAAGAAGUAUGCUGUUUCCUGUCUCGGAUCUCUCUCCUCGAGCAAAAAAUGCAAGAAAUUGAUGAUCUCAUAUGGGGCUAUUGGGUAUCUCAAGAAGCUGUCUGAGAUGGACAUACCAGGAUCCAAGAAGCUGCUUGAGCGGCUUGAAAGAGGAAAAUUGAAAAGUUUGUUCAGCAGGAAAUAGUGGGGCUAGCAUUAAGUGUCCUCUGUGUAAUGAAGUAUCUUGAUCUCCUACAAUUGUUUAUGUGUAACUUCAUUGUUUCAUUGUCUGUAUGAAACAAUGUGGAUAGUAGAUAUGAACUGGAAUGCUUAUGUUUUGGAUCCUCGCUUGGAAUAACUGGUAAAUGUUUUUUGCAAAUACAUAAUUAUAGGUGAGAUUUUCUUCA